AUGCCGAAGCCACUUUCCGGUCCACGUGACCACACAAACCCACUAAUAUGGUGCGCCGCCAUCAUCUGCGCCGCCGUCGCCGUGGCGGUGAUAGUCGCCGGCGCCGUCGUGUUCAUCGGCUACCUCGUCAUCAAGCCGAGCGUGCCCCGUAUCGGUGUCGCGAGCGCCGCCCUCGACGCCGUGUACUUCGACCAGACGAGCUCCCUCACCGUCCAAGUCACGGUCGUGGUUCGGGCCGAGAACGACAACCCGAAGGCCCGAGCCAGCUUCUCCGGCACCACAUUGGGCCUGAGCUUCCGCGGCCAGAAGAUAGCCUACCUGGUGGCGGGGGCGUUCGCCGUCGCCGCCAACAGCACGGUGGAGCUCAACUACGUGCCGCAGUCGACUCCGAUCCCGCUGGACGCGGAGGACGCGGCGGCGGUGAGCUCGUCGCUGCGGCGGAGCGUGAUGGACUUUGAGCUGAAAGGGACGACGAAGACUCGGUGGAGAAUAUGGCUUGUCGGCUCGGCUAAGUUCUGGCUGCAUUUGGAUUGUCGGCUCCAUUUGCCUGUUAAUGGGACUGUUGUAUAUCCACGGUGUAGCUCAAGGUCUAAAUAA
Erythranthe guttata (spotted monkey flower) is the source of this 597-nucleotide messenger RNA. RefSeq lists its product as uncharacterized. Gene Ontology annotation, biological process: defense response to other organism. Lineage: Eukaryota; Viridiplantae; Streptophyta; Magnoliopsida; Lamiales; Phrymaceae. The record is from RefSeq and is a predicted model, not a curated record. Gene Ontology annotation, cellular component: plasma membrane.